UGGUAGGCUGGUAGCAGUCUUUCGUGGUAUAGUUUACAGAAAGCUACGAUACGUUACAGCUCAGUGUAUGUAUGUGUGUAAUAAAUAUGCAGUAGUGUGUGUUGUCUAUUGAAAACAGUUGAAAAUUGUCUUAGCACCGACUGAGUACCAAGUCACACAAGUGUCGGUUUUAUCAUACACAAUAGUCACUAUCACCAGUGAGAUUUAUAAUAUAUUAUAAUAAUAAAACCACUAGUCAUCAAUUGUAGUAAUUCAUAUAAAAUAAUCUAAACACUGAUACAUAUUCAAUACACACUAAUAAUAAUGUAUAGUAUAAAUUGUGUUGAUGGAUCCAUUGUGAUCCUUAAACAAAAUUCCAUAACAUCUAUUCAUCAUAUUCAUCGGUCAUAAGUUUGUGUGACAACAGUUUAAUAUAUACACGUAUAUUUAAAAUAAUAAUUAUCAUAUUUAUUAUUAUCAACAUCAAUAUAAAUAAAUAUUUAAAAUUUAAAACAAUUGUUUGUUUUUUAAUUAACUACUUAAGUGUAAAUAAGAUGUUACGAAAAUAAUCACGAGCUCAUGCUCAAAGCAUGUGCUUCAUCUAGACACUAAGUGUUAAUGUGAUAAAUCUCUGAUGGAUUAAAUAUAUAUUUACGUGUAUAUAUCAACAGGAGAAAAAGUGAGUGGCAAAGCGGGGGCGUAAAAAAAACGAGAGGUGUGUUCUAGCCUCCACCUCCUCCUUCUUCUUCUUAGACUGUGAUUCGCAAACUCAUAUACUAUUGUGACAGUUUUGUUUUUAUUAAUAUCAAUGUGAUCGUUUAUUUACAUCUAUAUAUUAGUAAAAGUAUAUGGAUUAAUUUAUUUAAAAUGCCUGGGUUAAUUGCGGUUAGUGAAUUUGUUGAGGAGACGAGGGAGGAUUAUAAUUCACCAACCACUUCGACAUUUGUAUCGCGGAUGCCACAAUGCAGACAAACUAUAACUGCACUUGAAGAGACCCUGGACUUUGAUCGUGAGGGUUUGACGAAGCUGAAGAAGGCGAUCAAAGCUAUUCACAACUCCGGAAAUGCACACGUGGACAAUGAGAUAUAUUUGGGCAGAGCCCUAGAAAAAUUAGGAGAUGCUGCACUCAAGGAACAAGAGCAUGAUAUUGGUGCAGCUUUCUUCAAAUUUGCUGUUGUUACCAAGGAGCUCAGCGCCUUGAUGAAGACUCUUAUGCAGAAUAUAAAUAAUAUUGUAAUGUUUCCACUGGAUUCAGUGCUGAAGGGCGACCUGCGGGGUGUCAAGGGCGACCUGAAGAGGCCAUUUGAAAAAGCCUGGAAAGACUAUGAGGCCAAGUACGCAAAAAUAGAAAAAGAAAAAAAACAGCAUGCUAAGGAAGCCGGUCUUAUUAGAUCGGAAGUAACACCAGCGGAGAUUGCUGAUGAAAUGGAAAAAGAGCGGCGUUUAUUUCAAUUGCAGAUGUGUGAAUAUUUAAUAAAAGUUAAUGAAAUAAAAACUAAAAAAGGGAUAGAAUUGCUGCAACAUCUUGUUGAGUAUUAUCAUGCGCAAACAAAUUAUUUUCAAGAUGGUUUGAAGACAAUUGAACAUUUUGGAUCCUACAUUGCGGAUUUGAGUGUUAAGUUACAAAAGAUAAGACAAACUCAAGAUGAAGAAAGAAGACGUUUAACUGAGUUGAGAAGUCUCUUGAGGAGUUCCGGUUGUGAUAAGGAAUUGAAUGCAAACGCCAGCGUGGGAUAUUCGCUUCAUCAGCUGCAGGGCGAUAAGCAGCACGGAGUCACUCGUUCCGGCCAUCUGUUAAAAAAAAGUGAGGGUAAAAUGCGACGUGUUUGGCAAAAACGUCGUUGCGCUGUUCAAGCUGAAGGUUAUCUUGAUAUUUGUCAUGCCGAUGAAAAUAAACCACCUACAAGAGUUAAUUUAUUAACUUGCCAGAUUAAAUUGGUACCCGAUGAUAAGCGUGGUUUUGAUCUCAUUAGCUACAGUAGAACGUAUCAUUUUCAAGCAGAAGAUGAAGCUGAUCAACGUGCAUGGAUGUCAGUACUCGUUAAUUGUAAAGAACGAGCUUUAUUAAAAGCUUUUGAUGCUAGUGGAAAAGCUGAAGCUGGUCAGGGUAAUCCUAGUCUUGUUGAACUUCAGCAAGCCAUUAUACGAUGUGUUCUAAGAUUAGAUGGCAAUGAUAAGUGCUGUGAUUGUUCAUCACAAAAUGAUGCAACGUGGCUGUCAACAAACUUUGGUAUAAUAGUUUGUAUUGAGUGUAGCGGCAUUCAUCGUGAUCUGGGUGUACAUAUAUCGAGGAUACAAUCGUUAACUUUAGACAAUGUUGGUACAUCACAAUUGUUACUUGCACGUUUUAUGACCAACCAAGCCUUCAACGAAGUUAUGGAGGCAACUUUAAAUCAUCAUCACAAGCCAACUCCAACGUCCACAAUGGAGGAGAGAUAUGAAUUCAUAAGAGCUAAAUAUGUCGAUAAAAAAUACGUAUUGAGGACUUGUGAAGAUGAACGAGAUCUAUUGUCUGAUCUUGAGCAUGCUGUUAACAAUAAAGAUCUCCAGCAUUUACUACAAGUUUAUGGUGAAAAGGUUGACCUGGCAGCUCCAUUACCUACUUCAGAUAUUGGGGAGACGGCUUUGCAUUUAUCAAUUUUACGUGAAAUAGGGGGUAAUUGCCUUCACAUCGUUGAUUUUUUAAUUCAAAAUAUGCCGACGGGUAAUAUAGACAAAGUUACAAGUGAGGGUGAAACGGCACUACAUCUUUCUGCAAGGCAUGAUCGAGCGGAAGCUAUGAAAUUGUUGUUACGCGCUGGCGCAGAUCCAACUCUACGAAACAAACAAGAAAAGACUCCGUUGGAUAUUGCCCAGGAAAUGGGUCAUCCAACUUGUAAAGAAUUGCUAAGCCAUGCAUUGCAACGACAAAAAACGUUGUUUGAUAACGUCAAUAUUGACUGGAAUUUAUCACACGAUGAGGGAUCGACUGACUUUUCUGAUGAUGAAACAAUAAUUGAAGAUCGAAAUGGAUGUUUAACACCUGAAAAAAAGUCACGUAGUAGGCCACCUUCUUAUGCCGGUGGCGGUGGAUCUGGUCCAGGAGAUUCACCGAUAACACUUCGAAGUAGAAGCAGCACUUGUGACAGUCUGCAAAGUGGCUCAUCGCCAAAUUCUAUGACAAGUAGACAGCAAAUGCCUCCACCACCACCUCCGCAGUCAAGGAAACCAGUCGUAGUUCCCAGUCCAAUGGGACCACCAGAGUAUAGUCUGGUGAAUAUUCAUGGGUCGCUAAAGAAACGUGUAGCACCACCUCCACCACCUGGAAACGGCGGGACAAUGCUGACAGCUCAUUAUGGAACUUUACCGUCAUCAGCAACUUUAGCGUGCUCCUCGCACAGUAGAACCACCAGCGAGCCCAUUCUUGCGGGUAACACAUUGCAUAGUCUGCCACAUUCAUUGAAUACUCUGAAUAGUCUGCAUCACAAAAGAUCACCCAGCGGUGAUUCAUCAGCCAGCCACACCAUGGAUAAAUCAAAUUCAUCGACGUUACAAAGACCAAGGAAUCCACCACCGCCUGCGCCUUCCGCCGGUAGCUCUGCAAGAUUAAGUAAUGGUCGUAGCAGUGAAUCCCUUAGUUCAAUGUGUUCUGAGCAUGGAAUAGGUAAUCCUGUACCUCCACCCCGGAAGCGAAGGGACCGAUCCAGACUUGAAAGCUACGCCGAGGAGCCCUCAUCUUUGCUCCCCAAUUUGAAUCUGCCAAUGACAUCAAGUUUAAAUGGAUUGCGUCGAUGCCGAGCGCUUUAUGAUUGCGAUGCUGAUAACGAAGACGAACUGUCAUUUCGUGAGGGAGAAGUUAUCAUCGUCAUCAACGAGAAUACGGAUGAUGAUAACUGGAUGGAGGGGGCAUUGGAAAGGGCGCCUGAUCGACGGGGAAUGUUCCCAAUAAGUUUUGUGCAUAUGCUGCAAGACUAACAGUCAGCUGCUUGUUAAAUACUUGUAAAUUUAAAUCACUGGAUCCUUUUUUUUUGUUUAAAUACACAACAGUUAUCUGCUUUUAUCAAUUUUUUUUCUCUCUACUCUGAUACAGAGUUCAGAGUUAUAUUAAAUGUGAUAUACAUAAAUAUAUGACUCAUAUAUAUUUAUAAUUUUAAUUAUUUAACUUAUCAAUCAAUGAUAAAAAAAAUAUAUAAAUAUAUAUACACAUGAUUAUCUUCAUUUCUAUUUAAAUAAAUAAAAUAUAAUGAUUAGUUCGAUAAAUAUUUUUGGAAUGAAAAAUAAAAAAACUACCAAAAAAAAAGUUGAGAAAAGAAAAGAAAAAUAAUUCAAAGUUGGCUUUUAAAUAUAAACUAAAAAAAUAUAUAAAAAUAUUGGCCGUUAAAUGAACAAAAAAUAAUUUUAAUUAAUAUAUAAAUCUAUAGAUGUAUUGCAUAAAAAAAAGUAUUAUUAGAAAUUAUUUAUAUAACUACAAAAAAGACGUAAUGAAAAAAAAAUUUUGAAUUUUUUUUUUAUUUGCCAUAAAUGUCUAGUUUGUAGAUAAAGUAAAGAAAGAUAGAAGCAUGUAGUAAUUAAAUUUUAGUCAUUAGAUUCUUUAUUAACUGUAGAUAAUUAUUAUAAUUAAUAUUGUAAGGACGUAAAAUGUAAAUGGUAAAUGUUGAUGUACUCAAGUUGAUUAAUAAUUUGACUUGUAAUACGUGAGACCAAAGAAAAUUCGAUUAAAGUUUAUUAAUCAACUGGUAUGGGUUUCGUGGUAGUGUAAAUAUAUUAAUUGUGUACAUAUAUAUCUAUAUAUUUACUUAUUGGAUGAGCGUUUAUAACGCGAUAAACUUUUAUUGUUUGAUAGUUUUUUUUGUUGGACACAAAAUUACUAGAAUAUGCAAUUAAAUGUCAGACUAUUUAUCAAUCAAUAAUAUUAGCUGUUCAAACAGCAAUUACAUGUCAUAUUUAAAAUAAAUGUCUUUUAAAUAAUAAUAAUAUAAAAGAAUAAUGAUAAUAUGAAAUAUUUUUAUUAAGUAUUUGCAAGACAAUUUUAUUUUAUUUUAAAUUACAUCGCCUGAGUAUUUGAAAUACAUUAAUAAUUAUUAUUAUUAUUAUGUUGUGAAUUUAAAAAUUUAUUAAUAUAUUCAAUAUUUGUAUUGUAAACAUUUAAAUUUAUCACAUUAUCUUUUAAUAAUUAGUUAUUAAAUUAAAUGUUCGAAAUAAAAAAAGCGAACAAGUCAUAUACUUAAUUAGAAGGCUGAAAUAAAAUGAGUGUGAAUGUAGCAGACAUGAGACAACUUAUAAAUUUUAAAUAAACAAAUUCAUCAAUUAAAAUAAUGAAAUUUAAAAAAAUGCGCGUACUAAUUUUUUAAAUAUUUAAAUACGCAAUUUUUAAAUUUUAGUUCUAUUUACACUUUAUUUAUUUAUUCAAAAAUUUUUAAAAUUGCCAAUUGUCAGUUACAUUUACACUCAUGAAAUAAACUAAAUAAAAAUGAAUCAAUUAAGAAAACGGCAUAAUUAUUUAUAUACUAUCAUUAAUAAAUUAUGUAUUACUAUUUGAUAGAUGUCAGUCACCGUUGAUAAUUGUGCACAAUAAAUCUUUUGAAAAUAUUAUAUGAAGAAAAAAAAACUAUCACAGUUUGGUCAUUAUCAAAUUUAAUUAAAUAAAAAUUAUUUAGAGAAA
Microplitis mediator is the source of this 5620-nucleotide messenger RNA. RefSeq names its product arfGAP with SH3 domain, ANK repeat and PH domain-containing protein (gene Asap). Gene Ontology annotation, biological process: positive regulation of GTPase activity. Lineage: Eukaryota; Metazoa; Arthropoda; Insecta; Hymenoptera; Braconidae. Gene Ontology annotation, cellular component: cytoplasm. The coding region runs from base 847 to 3933 and encodes 1028 amino acids. The record is from RefSeq and is a predicted model, not a curated record. Gene Ontology annotation, molecular function: protein binding; GTPase activator activity. The transcript has 16 exons.